Molecule: messenger RNA, 2924 nt
Organism: Somion occarium
Lineage: Eukaryota; Fungi; Basidiomycota; Agaricomycetes; Polyporales; Cerrenaceae
Source: the annotation of a GenBank genome assembly
GUUGCAGCCUCCGCAGACGUUGAAGAGGGAGGAGGCAUGUUACGGUGUGGUUCAACGUUCAGCCACAGCUCUAGGCGUUCCUUUUCUGGACACUGUGCAAGUUGUUUGCCACCUGCCACCAUUUCCGAUACUGUUGGCAGCACAUGGACUAAUUGUCAGCUAUGGAAGUACCUUUCGUAUCAUCCGGGGCGAUGAGCAGGGCUCAUUAUGCUCUCGUUCGCAAAGUGGAAACAGCCAUGUCUCCUCAGGCAGCAGACACUACCUUGCUUGCUGAGAUCGAAGCUAUACACUACCGACUGCUUCAUUCUACACUCACUCAGAAACAACUCAAGGAAUGUUUGAUUCUACUUCUGUACUGCUCGAUGGCCACGACUGCGGGUAUUGUACCCGACUUGACUUUCGCUCUGCCACACGCAAUAUCCCUCGCGGAAGCAGGAAAAACUGUGCACGAUAAACGAAUUGGCUAUGAGUUCUGCGCCGACAUCAUGCCAAAGCACCACGAGCUCAAGUUAAUGCUUGUCAACACAUUACGGAAAGAUAUUCAUAGCCAUGAAGUACCCCGGAUAUGUCUCGCACUGGAUAUACUCAUUCAAAUUCCCCCAGAGGAUGUGAUUCCCGCCGUGCAGGAUCGUCUGUUUGAAUUAUUAUCCCACACAUCGCCGCUUGUCCGUAGAAGGGCACUUUUCGCCUAUCGUUCUCUUUCGGAACAUAGUCAGGAUAUUUUGAAUCAGAUUGUUGACAAAGUUCAAAAGCGUUUGGAUGAUCCCGAUUAUGCAGUUGUAGGUGCUGCGCUGGCAGUAAGCGUAGAGCUACAUACUCACAGUCGUCUGCCUAUCACUACAUUCCAUGCGUCCUUGACGCGACUGCUUCGAAACGUCUGGCAGAAUGUCUCGCGCCACCGUUCUGGAUCGUGGCUAUUAUUGAAGGUGCUCCAAGCAUUGCAGAAUCUCAGAGCGCUAAAUCUAGAAGACUUUGAAGUGAUUUCAGGUAUCGUUCGUACGAGAAUGUCCGUAACGCCUCUUUCCAACGCUAUCAAAUACCAGUGCUUUUCCGUUGUGGCUGCACACCCUGACCUGCUGGCUUCUCUGAAGUCACCCCCGGGAAAUCUGUUCAUUAGUGCUAUCCGGCACCUUCUAACUUCAGACAACAUAAACGACAUAUAUACCUUCAUCAGCUCUUUAGAAAGCUUGGAACCCAGAUACUGGGCCGGAAUUUCCGCCGAUAUACCUUCUGUCUUGGAGGCAUGGGAGGUAGAACGAGUCAUGAGCUUGUUGGGCUCUAAUGAUCAAGCCAUUCGAAAGAAGGUUCUUCGUAUUCUCCUCAAAGUGGACAGAACCAUUGUGGAAUCUUACUUCAAUCAACUUUCUGCCUCAAACUUCGCCUCAGUCCUUCAGGAUAAGUCUGGAGAGCUGAAGAGACCUCUUGAAGUUAUUGAGGUGUUAUGCGGUGAAGAUGGCGAAUCAUAUGCUCAGCAAGUGGUGCUCACGUUCACCGCGAUUGACGAGAAUCCGCAUCGGAAAGGUCAUGUUUACGAGGGCGCUGUCGAAGACAUUUUGAAUUAUAUUCGUGGAUCUAGCAUCGAGUUCCGAAGUGGAUGCCUCGGAGUUUUCUUCGGCCUGCUCGCGGGGCGAGGACGAGCUUUUGACUCGACGCUUGCAACUAUUCUGUCGGCUCUUGUUUGCGAGUAUCUCGAUAGCUGUCCAGUUUCCCCAGAAGACCUACUGAGAGGUCUAAGUUCGCUUUUACCGAAUCUCGGAGCUGCCAUACAGGAUGCUUGUCUACUUGCUAUGAUAAGAGUGUCGGCAAACUGUUCAGCGGUACCUGAGGAUGUUCUUGGCACUGUGCGCAAGGUCCAGGAAGCUGCAGGCAGACAUAUCAAGCGACGUUGCAACCAAUUUCUCGAACUUUCACAAACUGCACAAAUGCUAAAGGAUAUCGUGUCACGAUCGAAGUCCACUUCGCUUCCUGACUUUGUCAUUGCGCUGGAGACAUACGAAGCGGAAAGGCAAACAAAUGUUCCUCGUCCUUCAUCCAGCAACGCGGUCGGCUCACCGGAAAGACCUUCCUCUCGAACUUCCACGACAGCGAGCAAGCUACGCUACACUGCAUAUGAUGCACCAAAGCCCACACCACGACUGAGACGAAUUUCAAGUACCAGCAGUUCUCUUUCAGCCUCACGGUCGGAUGUAGGCCGUGAAUCUGAAGACUUAGCGAGAACAGUUUCUCCUGGAGAGCUCGCACUUGCGUCUGGCCGCAGCGAAUUUCAGGAGAUUGCUAGGUCCCCCGUAUCAAGUCCACCAACUCUGCCUAGUGUUCAAGUCCUUGAAGAAGACGAGCUGUAUUCGCAGGCCAGCCAAGCCGAUCUAAUAUCUCUGGACUCGCCCUUCGUCUCUGAACCGAUUACAAGCAUCUGCAGCUUCCUGGAGCCCGACUUUGAAACUGUUUGGAACUCUCUAGCAAGUUCCAAUACUCGAGGGUGGUACGACUCACCCAUGGAUGUCCUUGUUCGGAAGUUACAGAGCUUACAGAAGCCUUUGAGAGUAACUCCAGCGGACCAGCCACCAUUCAUUGGCGACUUGAAGAUUCAAAUCUCUACAUCACCAGGCUUUAUUGCCCAGUCUGGGGUUGCAUUGCUCCGACUGAAAGAAGGCGAAGAAGAGAGUUGUCUUUGGCAUCUUCGAUGUGCGGACGAGAGUUUACGAAAUUCUAUCAAGGCCUUGUUGAAGGACGGAUGAACAACUCAAUGUUGAUGAUGAACGGAUGUCUUGUAUAUGAUUCCCAGCAGCGUGACGGAUACCAAUUGCGUGAUUACAGAUUUAUAUCUAACGUGCUUGUACAUAAUCAUCGAUUUUGAGAAUGAGGCAGACCGUCUCUGUCGACAGCUCAAUAGCACUUGUUGAUACAAGCAGUGGUUGCACAACGUC